This is a messenger RNA of Staurois parvus, 352 nucleotides long. The record is from the annotation of a GenBank genome assembly. Lineage: Eukaryota; Metazoa; Chordata; Amphibia; Anura; Ranidae.
AUGCAGACUGCUUCUGCAAACAUUGGUGAAACAAUGGGUCGCUCUCAGGAGCUCAGUGAAUUCAAGCGUGAUACCGUGAUAGGUUGCCACCUGUGCAAUAAGUUCAUCUGUGAAAUUUCUUUGCUACUAAAUAUUCAAGUCAACUGUUAGUGGUAUUAUAACAAAGUGGAAGCAACUGGGAACAACAGUAUCUCAGCCGCGAAGUGAGCGGGAUCAGCGCAUGCUGAAGUGCACAGUGCGUAGACAACUGUCUACAGAGUCAAUAGCUAAAGACCCCCAAACUUUAUGUGGCCUUCAGAUUAGCAUAGCAACAGUGCGUAGAGAGCUUCAAGGAAUGGGUGUCCAUGGCCAA